This is a messenger RNA of Carlito syrichta (Philippine tarsier), 2202 nucleotides long. RefSeq names its product transglutaminase 7 (gene TGM7). Gene Ontology annotation, molecular function: protein-glutamine gamma-glutamyltransferase activity. Bases 1 to 2202 code for a protein of 733 amino acids. The transcript has 12 exons. The record is from RefSeq and is a predicted model, not a curated record. Gene Ontology annotation, biological process: peptide cross-linking. Lineage: Eukaryota; Metazoa; Chordata; Mammalia; Primates; Tarsiidae.
AUGACUGAGAAGCAUCAGGGGAUGCCUGAGCCUGGGAAGUCACACCCGGGCGUGACUCGUUCCCUCCUCCUCUUCCAAGUGGCAGCCUUGGAACUGAGGUCCGUAGACCUGCAGAGCCCCAGGAACAACAAGGAGCACCACACGCAGGAGAUGGGCCUCAAGCGGCUUAUCUUGCGCCGUGGCCAGCUCUUCCACCUCCAGCUGAGCUUCAACCGACCCUUCCAGUCCCAGAGCGACAACGUCACCUUUGUGGCUGAGACCGGACCCGAACCCUCAGAGCUACUGGGGACCCGAGGCACGUUCUUACUCACCAAGGUCCAUCACGGCGAUGUCUGGAGUGCUUCUGAUUUCACUACUGACUCCAGCUCUCUCCAAGUCUCCCUUUUCACGCCAACCAAUGCAGUUAUCGGCCCUUACAGUCUGACGUUAGAGAUCUCUCAGGGCCAAGGUCACAGUGUGACUUACCCACUGGGGACUUUCAUCCUGCUUUUUAACCCUUGGAACGCAGAGGAUGACGUCUACCUGCCAAGUGAAAUACUACUGCAAGAGUAUAUAAUGAGGGAUUAUGGCUUUGUUUACAAGGGUCAUGAAAGAUUCAUCACCUCCUGGCCCUGGAACUAUGGGCAGUUUGAAGAGGACAUCAUAGAUAUCUGCUUUGAGAUUCUGAACAAGAGCCUGUACUACUUAAAGAACCCAUCCAAGGACUAUUCCCAGCGGAACAACGUGGUGUACGUGUGCAGGGUGGUGAGUGCCAUGAUCAACAGCAAUGAUGACAGCGGUGUGCUGCAGGGGAACUGGGGUGAAGACUACUCCAGGGGGAUCAGUCCGCUGGAGUGGAACGGCAGUGUGGCCAUCUUACGGCAGUGGUCGGCCAGGGGCGGGCAGCCUGUGAAGUAUGGACAGUGCUGGGUCUUUGCAUCUGUUAUGUGCACCGUAAUGAGAUGCUUAGGUGUUCCAACUCGUGUUGUUUCCAAUUUCCGUUCUGCACACAACGUGGAUAGAAACUUGACCAUCGACACUUACUAUGACCGAAAUGCAGAGAUGCUACCAACUCAGAAACGAGACAAAAUAUGGAACUUCCAUGUCUGGAACGAGUGCUGGAUGGUCCGGAAAGACCUCCCGCCAGGAUACAAUGGAUGGCAGGUCCUGGACCCCACUCCCCAGCAGACCAGCAGUGGACUGUUCUGCUGUGGCCCUGCCUCGGUGAAGGCUAUCAGGGAAGGGGAGAUUCACCUGCCCUAUGACACUCCUUUUGUGUAUGCCGAAGUGAAUGCUGAUGAAGUCAUUUGGCUCUUCGGGGAUGGCCAGGCCCAAGAAAUCCUGGCCCACAACACCAAUUCCAUAGGGAAGGAGAUCAGCACCAAGGUGGUAGGGUCAGACCAGCGCCAGAACAUCACCAGCUCCUACAAGUAUCCAGAAGGAUCCAUGGAGGAGCGAUCUGUAUUCAUGAAGGCUUCCCGGAAAACGCUGGGCCCCAAAAGAGCCUCUUCAACUUUCCUGGAUCUCCUAAGAUCUGGAGGUAUUGGGGAUCAACCAGUACGGCUGCAGCUUCAUCUGACCAGGACGCCUGAGUGGGGUCAGGACCUGCUGCUGAUGCUGCAUAUCCGGAGGGUGCCAGGCAGAACCCAUCCUCAGGGUUCCAUUGGGCUGGUGGUGCGCUUCUGUGCACAGGCCCUGCUGCAUGGAGGUGGCACCCGGGAGCCCCUCUGGAGGCACAUGGUGCAACUGAAUCUAGACUCUGGGAAGGAGACACAGUGGCCACUCCUACUGCCCUAUAGCAGUUACAGAAACAAGCUAACAGACGAAAAGCUGAUCCGUGUAUCUGGCAUUGCUGAGGUUGAAGAGACAGGGAGGUGCAUGCUGGUCCUAAAAGAUAUCUCUCUGGAGCCUCCCCACUUAACUAUUGAGGUAUCUGAGAGGGCUGAGGUGGGCAAGGCUCUGAGAGUCCACAUCACCCUCACCAAUACUUUGACGGUGGCUCUGAGCAGCUGCACGAUGGUGCUGGAGGGAAGUGGCCUCAUUGAUGGGCAGAUAGCAAAUGACCUUGGGACGCUCAUGGCCGGACACAGCGUCCAUAUUAAGAUGGAACUCUAUCCCAUCAAAACUGGACCCCGCCAGCUACAAGUCCUCAUCAGCUGCAACGAGGCCAAGGAGAUCAAGGGCUACAAGGACAUCCUCAUCACUGCAGCUGGAGCCUCCUGA